AUGCCUUGCCAUCAGCGAAUACUACGCAUCGAGCAUGAUCGACCCGCCUCGCAUACGCCAUCCACCCUGCAUACAGCUCUGUACUACAGCCUUCCGGACGUUGCCGAGCAUCAGUUCCGCCACCAGAUUCGCGCCACCAGAUUCGGCAUGGUCGACAUGAUGACCAGCUCAGCUUUUCGACAUUAUGCUCGCAUAGCUGGAAUCCUGCCAGCAUCGCGCAGCUUCGAGCGCAAACGCGCUCAGUGCCCAUCUCAGCAUAUCAUCAAACGGUUUUCCACAGCAGCGCAUGACCUACAAGGAGGCCAGGACGAUAGGCUGCUGGCGUUGUGCAAAGCUGUCCGCACUCGAGCUCGUUAUAGAUCAGCGACAGCUCUGUGCGCAAGGAUCCCCGCGGCAACUCUUCAGAUGCUCUCGAUAUCGCGCUCAAGACGCCCUUGGGUGUUGCCAUUGGCAUCGAUUCCGUUCGGCAACCCUGAUGCAUCGUCUUCCAUCACAUUGCUAGCGAUUCGCUGCCACGUCCUUGGCGACAGGUUCUGUGCCGCCGCGCCGCCUCGACCGAUUCAUCCUGUCGGCAUUCGCCUCAUUGCUCCGCUGCGCCGCCAGACUGUGCUCACAUCCUCACUUUCCGUCAAGCAACAAACACUUACAUUAUUGCCGUUGCACUUUCCUUUCUCCUUCGCCCCACAGACUCUCGCCGUCGACCUUCUUAACCCCUCCGCCGAGCAGCAGGCUCGCUCUCACAAGCUCAAGCGACUUGUGCAGAACCCCAACUCGUUCUUCAUGGACGUCAAGUGCCCUGGUUGCUUCGCCAUCACCACCGUCUUCUCGCACGCCCAGACCGUCGUCGUUUGCGGCUCGUGCGCCCAGGUUCUCUCGCAGCCCACCGGUGGUAAGGCCCGCUUGACCGAGGGCUGCUCUUUCCGUAAGAAGGCGUAA
Molecule: messenger RNA, 936 nt
Organism: Pseudozyma hubeiensis SY62
Lineage: Eukaryota; Fungi; Basidiomycota; Ustilaginomycetes; Ustilaginales; Ustilaginaceae
Product: 40S ribosomal protein S27
Exons: 2
Coding region: 1-936 (311 amino acids)
Biological process (GO): ribosomal small subunit assembly; translation
Cellular component (GO): cytosolic small ribosomal subunit; ribosome
Molecular function (GO): RNA binding; structural constituent of ribosome
Source: RefSeq, a predicted model, not a curated record